AUGUCACAGGGAGACAACGCUCGAGCAAACAGCAGCGAAAGAGCCGGAAGCGAGCCUGUCAGCCGCAGCGCAAAGUGCGCCACGGCUGCCACCGUAGUCCGCUCGGCAGCCGGGUCGGAGCCGGAUCUGACGCGAGUUCUCGAGGAUGGUCACUGCUCUACGGUGAAUCAAGAGGUUUACACAUGUGCCGUUUGUGAAGAACCAGCUCGUGGAUUCCAUUUUGGCGCAUUCACCUGUGAAGGAUGCAAGUCGUUCUUCGGCCGGACAUGCCUCAGGAAAAAUCACGAACGCUUCGAGUGCAAGAAUGCUGGCCGUUGCGAUGUCAUUGGGGCAAAUCGAACUUCCUGCAAGGCCUGUCGUUACAAGCGAUGCGUCAGCGUCGGUAUGUCACCACUAAAUUCGCGCUUCGGUCGGCGCUCGAAAUAUUUCAAAGUGUCGAUGUCUGGAGCACAGAAGCAAUCAACAUGUGCUCUACCGGUCCUACAACCUGGUGCUGCAGUACCUUUCCCAGCCCCGGUCAUCUAUCCCUUUUUUAUAUCGAAUCUGCUUCGUAUCUAUGCAUUGUAUCACAAUGAUCUAUGUUCUUCUCAUAGUCUCUAG
Messenger RNA from Cylicocyclus nassatus, 600 nucleotides. Lineage: Eukaryota; Metazoa; Nematoda; Chromadorea; Rhabditida; Strongylidae. The record is from the annotation of a GenBank genome assembly.